AUGUUUUUAGAAACCUACGUCGGAGAUUGUUUGAGUACUUGCCGAGCACCUGCCGUCUGCACAACAGUAACAACAUUGCCUCGUAUCACCCCUCAACGCUUCAAGUCCAUCCUUCCAUUGUUCAGUGCAUUCCAACUAAGACCACAGAGGGUGACAGCCGCCCUACGUGGAGGAGACGAAAUGCGGCUUGAGCACCAGUCGGGUGAUGUGCUGCUACAUACAAAUUCACUCCCAUUUCAGCAGUUUCUGCCCAACCAAUUCAGAAACCACAGGGUUUCACGUGGAAAGGAGGGUUUCUGGAUAGAUUUAUCCUACCAACAGAGGCAACGGAAACUGGACUUUGAAUAUUCUCGCUUCCCAUCAGACCCUGAAUCACUCUGGUCACACAGUGUCAUUAGGGAGAUCCCAACGUGGCGACGACAGUGGGAUCACAUCACAUCAAGCCUCCCUGGUGUACCCAACCCCCGGUCGGACUUUGGAAUCCUAAGACCCCCUUGCACUGAGUGGGCACUGGGCAGUGAUGCUCGCUACCCAUUAGACGGUCACAUAAAUGACCAACUGCCGCAAACAAUUGUGGCGGCGAGCUUUGUGCCCCUUUAUUCUCAAAUGGAAUUGCCAACAUAUACACACAUCGUUGACUGGAGCUUUUCAAGUCUCAAUCUGACCACGACGAUCGUGAAAGCGUGCAUUAACCAAACGGCGAGGGAGAGGCAAGUACAAACUCCAGGUCAACUUUCCCUGAAGUUUUGUUCCAGUCCAGGUGAAUGCCCCGUCGAGUCGCCAUUUGAGCUCCAGCAGUGGCUCGUCUUUCGUCUCCAUUUCCGCAAUCUCUCAUCGACAUCACUCAUCCGCAUGGCCAAAGACAGCCCCGCCCACUGGACCACUGAAGAUGAGGUUGUCCUCAUCGACUUCUUACUGUUGCAUGCCACUGCUGCUGGUGAUGGCGGCAACUUCAAGAUGGUUACAUUCAACGCUGCUGCACCCGUCGCCGACGCGAAGCGAGUUAAGGGAGGCCCCAAAACUGCGAAGGCUUGUCAGAACAAAUACAACUCGCUUCGUCAAAUCUUUCGUGUCAUCCAGGCCAUUAAGAACAGGUCUGGCUGGACCUGGAAUGACGACACUGGUGCUUCAAUCACUCCGGAGAUGGAGGAUGCUUGGUCAGACUUCCUCAGGGUUCACAAGGAGGCUAAACCUUUCAAGAACCAGGGUUGGGCUCACCUCGAGAAGGUCUCGCGGCUCAUGCCUGCUACUGUGAAGGGCGGCCAUGUUUUCCGCCCGUCUCAGGGCAUUUCCGGCAUGGAUCCUUUUGACGAGGAUGAUGACGACCUCCCACCCUUCCCUGAGAGCACGCAGGCAGUCGAGGAGAUCCGUAAUGAGGAUGUUGGACAGCUUGAAGUCAUUGCUCCACCCCCUACCAUCCCCUCCACCCCACCUCGAUCUUCUCGCAAGCGUGAACGUGCUACCUCUGAGACUCCUGCCCUCACGAAGAAAGUCAAGAUUACUGGCGCGGAUGCGAUCCAAAGUCUGACCACCUCGAUCAGUCGCUUCGGUGACAACAUCUGCAAAGUCUUAGCUGGCGACCCUUCCGAAAAGACACCCAAGCGUCACACCAAGGCGGUGAAGCUUGCGCAGAAGGAGAAUUGGCUUCCCAUGGCUGAUCGUCUCAUCCUGUGCAACGUCUUCGAGAAGGACAUCAAGGCUGCCGAUGCGUAUACUGCCCUUGAUGCUGAAGACGUUGAGUUCCGCCAAAUGUGGAUUCAGGAGAAGGUUGAGGAGGUCAAGGCGUUGAGGGCUAUUGUGUAA
Molecule: messenger RNA, 1803 nt
Organism: Laccaria bicolor S238N-H82
Lineage: Eukaryota; Fungi; Basidiomycota; Agaricomycetes; Agaricales; Hydnangiaceae
Exons: 11
Coding region: 1-1803 (600 amino acids)
Source: RefSeq, a predicted model, not a curated record